AUGUCCGAAUAUGUAUUUGAGUCACUCGAAAAGACGUUGGAAGCCCAUAUACCAGAUGUGGAACUCAAAGAGGUUAAACGUAUUUUAUACGGAAAAGAACUGAGGAAGUUAAUCCUACCUCAGACUGCACUGGAUGCAGCACUGGAGAGGGAUUUUGAUCUGCAGGGUUAUGUUUUUGAGGCAGCACCAGAGCAGCUCAGGGCACCUAGAGUUGUCCGGGUGGGACUCAUCCAAAACAAGAUCAUUCUUCCCACUGAUGCUCCUGUAAUUGACCAAAUUACUGCUCUACACAAGCGAGUGGGUGAGAUAGUGGAAGUAGCUGCUAUUUGUGGUGUCAAUAUGGUCUGCUUCCAGGAAGCCUGGACAAUGCCUUUUGCCUUUUGCACCAGAGAGAGGGAGCCGUGGACAGAGUUUGCAGAGUCUGCUGAAGAUGGCUUCACCACUCACUUCUGCCAAGAGUUGGCAAAAAAAUACAACAUGGUGGUAGUGUCUCCCAUUCUGGAGAGGGAUGAGAUCCACGGAGGAACCCUGUGGAACACAGCAGUUGUUGUCUCAAACACAGGGACCGUCCUGGGAAAAAGCCGGAAAAAUCAUAUUCCGCGUGUGGGGGACUUCAAUGAGUCUACAUACUAUAUGGAGGGCAACACCGGCCACCAAGUCUUUCAGACACAGUUUGGAAAGAUAGCUGUAAAUAUCUGUUAUGGCCGCCACCACCCACUUAACUGGUUCAUGUACAGUAUGCAUGGAGCUGAGAUUAUCUUCAACCCAUCAGCUACAGUGGGAGCUCUCAGUGAACCUCUGUGGUCAAUUGAAGCUAGAAAUGCGGCCAUUGCCAACCACUGCUUUACUUGUGCCAUCAACAGAGUGGGCAUGGAAUAUUUCAAGAAUGAAUUCACAUCUGGAGAUGGGAAGAAAGCCCAUCAUGACUUUGGUCACUUUUAUGGCUCCAGCUACGUGGCUGCACCUGAUGGCAGUCGAUCACCGUGUCUAUCCAGAACCAAAGAUGGGUUACUGGUGGCAGAGCUAGACUUGAAUCUAAACCGGCAAAUUGCAGACAAGUGGAAUUUUAAGAUGACAGGGAGGUAUGACUUGUAUGCUAUGGAGCUCACAAAGGCUGUCCAGCAUGCCUUCAAGCCCAAUACUGUCAAGGAGUAA
Molecule: messenger RNA, 1155 nt
Organism: Neoarius graeffei (lesser salmon catfish)
Lineage: Eukaryota; Metazoa; Chordata; Actinopteri; Siluriformes; Ariidae
Gene: upb1
Product: ureidopropionase, beta
Exons: 10
Coding region: 1-1155 (384 amino acids)
Molecular function (GO): beta-ureidopropionase activity
Source: RefSeq, a predicted model, not a curated record